GUCAAGGAAUGUUUCUGAACCGCCAAUAGAUUUGUGUACGCUUUAAUCACAAGUUUCAGUACGUGUAAAAUUUACUUUAAAUUGAUAGAAACGUUGAAAGUAUUAUACGAAAAAUGGCAAUAGGACAUUUUGAAGAUUAUUGGAUUACUAACUACAUGCAAUACUAUUUCUAUGUACAAUCCUACAACAACAACGGGAACUAUGAAAAACAACCCAUGCGCUGGACGCCGAUGCCUGCAGGACAAACUAUGCUUUGCGUCUUUGAAAGAUGCUGACCAGUGUGUAUGCACAGCGGGAUACAUUUUUGUUGACAAGAGCAAUUACACAUGUCUUGACCUUGAUGAAUGUAGUCAACACUUUCACGAUCCGUGCGGCCACAGAGGCGUUUGCAUGAACACUGUUGGCAGUUACAGAUGCGCUUGUCUACAAGGGUGGACAACAAAUAACCACUGUUUGCCAAAAGUGUUAGACCCUGGUCUAUGUAUGCCUGGAUACACUGGCGAGACAUGCAGCGUUAGUAACUGCGGUCGAAACGGCUACGGAGAACCUGUAGGAGACACAGAUGAUUUUAUAUGUGUUUGCAAUAAAGGUUGGACUCAUACCGCACAAAAAGACGCAUGUGAUUUAGACGUUAACGAAUGUAACCAGACGCCAGGAACCUGUGACAACGGAGCCAGCUGUGAAAACUCAGAAGGUUCCUACAAGUGUCAUUGUCGUCAAGGCUGGACUGGGACUAACUGUAGUCAGUACAACUGUACGAAUCGCGCGUGCGCAAACAACGGUGUGUGCGACGGCAAUGUAUGCAAAUGUGCCGCGGGCUGGGUAGGACAGGACUGCUUACAAAGCCCGACACCAACAACAACGCCGACGAAGGACAACUUAAAAAAGGAAACAAACCAGGUAUAA
This is a messenger RNA of Dreissena polymorpha, 906 nucleotides long. Its product is annotated as fibropellin-1-like. Gene Ontology annotation, cellular component: plasma membrane; protein-containing complex. Bases 172 to 906 code for a protein of 244 amino acids. Gene Ontology annotation, biological process: establishment or maintenance of epithelial cell apical/basal polarity; heterophilic cell-cell adhesion. NCBI's taxonomy places the organism in Eukaryota, Metazoa, Mollusca, Bivalvia, Myida, Dreissenidae. The transcript has 6 exons. Gene Ontology annotation, molecular function: calcium ion binding. The record is from RefSeq and is a predicted model, not a curated record.